GCCUGUCUCGGCGUGGCUCCGACUGCGCAGUCAUGAUCACUACUGGGGCGGCAGCGGAGAACGCCGUUCCCGCGGUGAUUGAUGUUGCGGUUGCUACCGGAGCUCCGGCACUCGAGGAGCCGGUGUGGCCCUGGAGAGACGCCCCGAUUCGGACGCUGGUGCAGCGCAUCCACCAGCUGCAGGAUGAACGCGCGCAGGGCUUCCGCAAACUGGAGGAAGGCCACCGCCAGUACCUGCGUAGCGGCCCGCACUACGACUUCUCUAGCUACCGGAACACAGUGCACGAAGUAACCCAGGCCUUCGCUGCCGCCUCGCGGGAGGUGCUGGCGGUGGAAGCAGAGCUGGCCGGACCUCGUGGGCAGCCACUGCUCGCGGGCCACGUGCGCAGCCUGCAGCAGCUGGAGCAGACGCGUCUAGCCACGGUGGCUCUGCUGCAGCUGAUGGGGACACCAGAAGUGACGGGGCAGGAGGACCCUGUACAGAUGCAGCAGCUGAAGAUGAAGGUAAUUAAAACCAUGGAGGCCAUCAGCGAGGUUCUCCAGGACCUCAGGUUUGACGCGGAGUCUGCAGAGUGAUGGUGGCUCCCCGGGGACGUGCCAGGGGAGAUGGGAAAUGAGACCAAUGGCGUCCAGCCUAGCCCUGACCACCAGCUGGCUGAGGUCAUGCCCCGAGGGGGCUUGGGACCCUCCACCAGUUCAGCGUGCCUCUACAAUAAAGAACCAUUCCUCUGCCACCA
This is a messenger RNA of Sciurus carolinensis (gray squirrel), 736 nucleotides long. RefSeq names its product required for excision 1-B domain containing (gene Rex1bd). NCBI's taxonomy places the organism in Eukaryota, Metazoa, Chordata, Mammalia, Rodentia, Sciuridae. The coding region runs from base 33 to 575 and encodes 180 amino acids. The transcript has 5 exons. The record is from RefSeq and is a predicted model, not a curated record.